This is a messenger RNA of Lytechinus pictus (painted urchin), 5498 nucleotides long. Its product is annotated as YLP motif-containing protein 1-like. The transcript is spliced from 11 exons. Gene Ontology annotation, cellular component: nucleus. Lineage: Eukaryota; Metazoa; Echinodermata; Echinoidea; Temnopleuroida; Toxopneustidae. The record is from RefSeq and is a predicted model, not a curated record. Gene Ontology annotation, biological process: regulation of telomere maintenance. The coding region runs from base 1 to 1131 and encodes 376 amino acids.
AUGGGAUACCAGACUGGUCCUUCCAGACUGGUGGAGGAUUACAGGGACUCUCCGGGACAGAAGGACGUGUUCACCAACUCACCCCAGCAAACACCGCCUCCUGCCAAACCCAAGAAGAGAGAAGUAGUGGCUAUUACAGACCUCCUAGACCAGCCCAACAGGGAGAAACGUCCGGCCAAGAUAUGUGUGAUCCUGCGUGGUCCUCCGGGGAGUGGCAAAAGUUACAUUGCUAAACUCAUCAAGGACAGAGAAAUCCACAACCGGGGUCCUAGUCCUCGCAUGCUGUGUCUUGAUGACUAUUUCAUGAGUGAGAAGGAGAAGACGGAAAAGGAUCCUGAAACUGGCAAGAUUGUGAAGAAACGGUUUCAGGAAUAUGAGUAUGAGGACAGCAUGGAGGGUAUUUACCAGAAUAGCCUACUCAAGACGUUCAAGAAGACCAUCGAAGACGGAUUCUUUGACUUCAUCAUCGUGGAUGCCGUCAAUGAUAAAAACUCAAAGAUUGAACCAUUCUGGAGCUACGCAAAGACAAAAGGAUUUGAGGUGUAUGUGGCUGAAUUACUUGUUGAGUUGGGCCUGUGCAUACAGCGAGAUAUCCACAACAGAGGUGAAGCAUCAAUCAGGAGGAUCAUAGAGCACUGGGAGUUUGCCCCAAGGAAAUACAUCAAAUUGGAUGUCGUCGCCCUGUUGCAAGAUGCUGCCAUUCCAGAGGUUGAGAUGGAAGAGGAGGAAGAGCAGGACACCGGGCUUUCCAUGGAGGAACUGAUGAAUCAACAGCAUGAAGCAAUGGAAGAAUUUGAGGACCAGGAAGAGGCCUUGGCUUUGACAAAGAGUAAAUGGGAUUCUGCCACAGAAGAGAAACUAGAUGCACUUGAUGGUAUCAAGAAGUAUAAGAAGAAGGAUAGUUACCAGUCUAUGGAGGACUACCUGUCGGGAGGAGAUGAGUUUGACACCGUCUCCAGACCGACACUCCCAGGACAGAAGAGAGUACGUUGGGCUGACAUUGAGGAACGCCGUGAUCAGGAACGUAUGCGUGCUGUAGGUUUCGUUAUCGGGCAGACGGCUACCGAUUGGGCCAAGAUCACCGACGACAGUUACGCAGACAAGGCUCUCAACCGCACCAAGUACAUCUAACACGAAAAAAUUGUAAAGUAAUUUCUAUGGAACAGACUGUCCUACCCAAGGUCAAUGGAAAAUCUCAUCAGCCUGAAAGGAGAGGAGUUCUGCCAAGGAUAUAUCUGUAAAUAGCUUCUUGCACCGUUUUUAAUUUCAUUCAUAAUUUUGAGAAAAUCCUCUUUACCCUGCUCAAGUGGUAAUGACUGUAUCUAAUUAUUAAAGCAGCCUGGUACUGCGUCCCAGAGCCCUUGACAUCUCGAAGACCUCUGAUACUGCCGCUUCGACCCCUACCAGCAAGAUGGUCUUUGCCUUCAAGUGGGUAUCCUCUACCGACGUACUGGUGUCAGCAGAAUACUCACCUAGAGGUCGUAGAAUGCAGCUAUAGUGACUGACAUUGUAACCUGCUCAACUCAGGGGCUCCCCAUUUCAUAAAGAGUUGCAACUAUUGUACCUUCGCUAUUAUGGCAACUACCAUGGUAACAUCGGCCAAUCACAAUCAAGCAUUCCGUGGAAUAUUUCAAUAAUUGCAAAUUUACGAUAGUUGUAACACUUUAUGAACCGGGCCAUAACAAUGAAUUUGCCUGGAUGCAGUAAGUGAUAGGUACGUUUACAACUGUGGACUUGUCUCUAAUUCUCCAAAGAAUAGGUGUCUACUCUUGGCACUCCCAGAAUUCAAAGUAAAGGCUUGUCCAUAUAUGGCAGGAUAAUAGAUAAAACGUUUGAAAUGCAAUUUGCAAUAGCUAGAAACAGAAAAAGAUGAAAUGUAAAAAGCGUUAAGUCAAAACAGUCUAAGUUGAAAAUGAUUGACUGCAUUAUUUUCAAAUCGGGCUAAACAAUAGAUAAUAGUUGGUUAAAGUUUUUGUUUGCACAUAAAACUUCUCAUUGCAGUUACUUAUUACAUUCUGUGGUAUAGAAACAUCUUAAUCCAAGCUUGGUUCAUAAUUCAUAGCAUUCAUUUUUGGUUUGUUUGGCUAUAUCACCCCCCCCCCCCACCCCUUCAACAAUACACAUGUAGAUAUAGUAAUCAUGAUUGGGUUAGCAGAAUGUAUCAAAUUUGGACUUUUCUGGUCACAGAUAUCACAAAAAAUAUAGACAGUCAAGAAACUUUGGUCUAACAAAAUUCUGCAGGACCUCUGCAUAAAACCCUCAAUCAAUAUAAACAUGCUCUGAUUCUUUGACAAAUCUUUGCUGCCAGUCAGUCAAAUGACAUUUCAUUGGGCUAUAACUGUGGCUUGAAACUUAACAUUGAUAAUAAGCUUUAUUCAUGAAACAGGAAUCUGGCUUGGGAUUUCAGUAGCUUUUAACUGCAGCUUGGAACUUACCAUCAAUAAAAUGCUUUAUUUAUGAAAAAGGACUCUGGUCAAGGAGCAGUUACACAAAUUUGCAAUUAUUUGUUUUAAGCUACUGAAAUCAUUUGAUUUGAUCGGCCGAUAGAAAACUUGUUAUAGAAAUUGCACAUUUGUUUUUUAUAACAACCCUUUGUGAAACGGGGCCCUACCUUUCAUUAUUCUAGUCAUAUGUGAACAAGCCUUUCAAUGAGUCAGUAAUCAGGGCCCCAUCUAACAAACAGUUACGAUCGAUCCGAUCGACCUCACCAGUGUGGAAAUCCAUUAAUAUCAUAGUUUUUUUUCUGCAGAAAAUUUGCACAAUGUCCUUUGUUAACAAAGAAAAGGACACUGAAUUUUUAAAGAAAAAAAUUAAUGUAUGAAUAUACAUCAUAUCUAGAAAAUAUUUUGAACAAUCGAUAUGUUUGCAUUACUGACUUUCCAUAGUUGUGGUUGAUCGGAUCAGUCACAACUCUUCGUAAGAAAGGGCCCAGAUGUAUGUAAAUGAUGCAGUGAUUAGUUGAAAACACAAAUCCCCUGUGGAGAUGGCAGUAUAGGAUUGUCAGAGUACGAUCACACAUUGUAUACCAAUUUGAAUCCAUUUUGCAUGUUGGCCUUGAGGGAAAAUACAAAAUUUGCUAGAGGUUUUCUGGACAAAGCAACCAUUAGUGUAAAGCUGAGAAUUAUCAGUCUUAUCUAACUUUUCUUAAAAAGUAUUCAUAAAUGACACAUCUCUGUAGAGAUUAGGCCUCCUUAUUUUAUUUGAUACAAGUUCUAGUUUGUAUACUCCAAGCAUUAAAAAAUAAAUGGAAAGAGCAUACCACAUUCACUUUGGCGGACAGUAUCUGAAUUUAAAGGAAAAAAUCCUAUAUCUAGAUACUUUCCUGUGACGAUAUAAGUUAAUAAAAAUACUUGAGUUUUGUUUGUUUGGAGUCAAACUUGAAUUUUUAUAAUUUCAUAAAACAAAAACUUUUUUCAGUGGAUGUCUGCUGAAGCAACCAAUGUAUCUGACAAAAGAUUGAAUGUUUGGCUGAUCUUCAACCGAGCUGAAUAGUGAGGGAAACUUAACUCGGCCAUUACAGCAUUGAUAAACAUCUUCAUUUAAAAAAAUAAUUGCAAUUGAAGCAUUAAUGUAAUCAAAUAGUGCUUUGUCCUUGAUUUAAGUGUCAUAUUUCAAAAAAAAUUAUUGUGAAAUAUUCCUUAAAAUAUUCAAAUAGCACCAGCAUAAUAAAUUUUCGGUACAUUCUCUUCAUUGUCAUUUGUCAUUCACAUGUGCAUAUUAUAGAGUGCCUCAAAUGUUAGAGGAGAACCUAAGCUUUGGCAGAGAUAUGUCAUUCAUGAAUUAUUCUUAAGCUUAAGUUAUGAUAAAUCAUUAAUAAUUCUCAAGUUUGUUCCCACUGGGAUGCACUGCAUACACUUGCAAUUUUUCAUGAGUUCCCCAGGAAAAUAAACAUCUAUAGAUUAGAUGUUUAAUGUAGACCUUUCUCGUUUUUCCACCUGACUGUACCAUCAAUCUAUUGUGUUCACAAAUGUUUUGAAUAUGAGCAGUGUUUAAUGUUUAUUCUCUGAUAUAUUUUAAUCAGCCAAUCAUUUCUGGAGAUCUUAAAUUUGAAGUGUGUCGUGUUAUAUUGUUUCAGAGGAAGUUGUAGUUGUCAUUAACGAUGGUUGCCUGGCAAACCGGCACGUCACACUGGCUUGUAUUGGGGACGCGACGGUUUUAACGUGCCGUUCAAGUUUGGAAAAAAUUGCCUUUUAACCAAAUCUGUACUUAAUUAAAUAUUCUUUGCUUCAUUUUAAUGUAGAAUUAUUGAAAAAUGCAUUACUUUUCAUGUGAUGCUUUGGGACAUCGACCUGCGAAAGGUUUUGCUUGAAGAAUAAAUGGAUAUUUGAUGUGUAAUGGUUUGCUAGGUAACCAAUUAGUGAAAUAAUGAGAUUUAGAUACUUUUAACUAACAGGAGUCUCUUAUGGGAACCUUGUGACUUAGAAGAAAUUCAAAUCAGAUAUGAAUAUGGUUCUAGGGCUUUGCUUUGUAAAUAUGUUUUUUACUCUUUUCAAGUUGUGAAAUGUGAAAUGCCAAAAUUGAAUGAAGCAGAAAUUUUUAUUCAUUUAUGAUAAGAUCGUGGCUCAAUGCGGAGGAUGACAUAUAGCAAUGACAUUCAUAUAUUAUUUCCAGCUAGUUUAAGAUGUGUAAAUAAUGAUGUCAAUCUUUGUGUUAAACACUUCUUUCGAUGGCAUGUUCAAGAGUCUAGACAAUUGUUUUUACUUUUCAUUUUGCCCCAGCCCCCCCCCCCAAAAAAAAAAAAGAUUUGCACGAUGUCAAAUUUGCGUAAUAAUUUGAUGAGUGUUGUAAAUAAUUAUUGUUUGUUUACCAUCCUUGAAACAUCAUUAAUUCAAGAGGUUUAGUUUGAUUUAAUGACAUGCAACUUGUUGUAGUGCAUUAAAUGAGUUGUAGUAUCUUCAAGUGAUAUUGCCUUCUCAGUCUGCUGACCUAGUAGUGAAACCCUUUCCCCUAUUAAAGCCACAUUACACCGGCAAAUCCAAUUCCUGGACCCCGUCUUACAAAGAGUUAUGAUUGAUCCGAUCAAUCUCAAGUUUAUGGAAAUCCAUCAAUGACAUAAUUUUUUAAAAGGAAAUUUGCUCAUUGUACUUGAAAACAAAGAGAAGCAUACUGAAUUGUCAACAAUACAGUGAAUAUAUGAAUAUGGUCAUUCAUAAAAAAAUAUUUUGAAAAAACAUGUAUUUUAGAUGUUGAUGUUGCUGGCUUUCCAUAGUUGCAAUUGAUCAAUAGUAACUCGUCGUAAGACGGGCCCCAGACCGACAAAUGUGCAGUGACAAACUAUCAAUUAGUUUAGGGUUGGUUUCGUUGAUGUGACUAUAUGCAUUUCUCAACACCUUAGAACGUGACCCAACUCACAACAUAAUGAAACCCUGAAAUUUCAAUAUUUGAUUGAGAUUGCAUUGAGGAACUGAACUGCCCAGAGCAUUAGCAACUGAUGGUGUGAUGCAGCUCGUGAAGUUCUUGCAAAUCAUUAUAAUCCUCGCUCUAUCAAAUUAAUUUUC